Messenger RNA from Mangifera indica (mango), 2739 nucleotides. Its product is annotated as AT-hook motif nuclear-localized protein 15-like. Gene Ontology annotation, cellular component: nucleus. Gene Ontology annotation, molecular function: DNA-binding transcription factor activity; minor groove of adenine-thymine-rich DNA binding. NCBI's taxonomy places the organism in Eukaryota, Viridiplantae, Streptophyta, Magnoliopsida, Sapindales, Anacardiaceae. The record is from RefSeq and is a predicted model, not a curated record. Bases 1057 to 2094 code for a protein of 345 amino acids. The transcript is spliced from 3 exons.
AUGCUUCGAUCUUGCUUCUCUCUCUUCUUUGUCUUUUCUUCUACACUUUCCCAAUUUCGAGAACCUCUUUCUCCCCCAAUUACACUCCACCACGUGGUGGGUGGAAGAAUGGCUCUGCCAUUUCCUUUAUUGGAUAAACGUUAGGCUGUGUUUAUUUUGUUGCUUCAAGUAGAGGAGCGGGACUAGGGCUCAUUAAACUUGGCGUUUCGGAUUGAAUUAAAACUUGUACAGAACAAAACUGGAUGCAAGAGGGUUAAAGAAAAACCAUUCUCUGCAAAUCCGCUUUACCUAAUUUGUGUGAUACACGAAUUCUUCUCGUACGCCAGCCAGGGGAAGUGUGUGUUGAUAUCAAGCUGUUGGUACUUGGUACACUGAAAGUAGCAGAGAAAACUGGAGGACCCCAAGAAGAGUAAUCGUACUUGAAUUGGUCCUUUGUCUAAGGAGGUACAAAGACUUUAAUUUCUUCUUCUCCUGACCACCAAAUUAUUCAACUUUUCUUAUUACUGCACUCGUAUUAUAUAAACACGUGGCUCUCUAUGUUUCAUGGGUGUAGCCGGGCUUUUAAGCUUGUAAAAGGGUGGAUGAGUAUGUGGUAGCUGGAUUGGUGAUGAAAGGUUAGAUCUUUCAAGUUUAUUAAUUUUUUUCUGGGGUUAGGGAACAGGAGUUUAUGUGAAGUGGGGGGUUUGUGGCAUCUGAUUUUCGGAAUUUGGAGGUUAAUGGUUAGGGUUUUCAUGCAAAACAAGGGGAACCCAUAUCUCUAAUGUCUGAUUGUUGCUGAUUUUUGGGUAAGAAAAGGAAAAGAGGGAUAAGGUUUUGGAUCAUAUCUCUUGGAUUUGCAUUUCUUGUUUUAGAGAUCUCUCAGUCUGCAUCAGGAAACAAACAAAGAUCAAAGAGGGAAACGAAUCUGACAGUUUUGAUCCGGCUUCUCAUUGUUUGGUGCUUUUCACGAUCCCUCCUUUCAACAAAGCAGCAAGGAAGAUAAAGCUGCACAACAGCAAGGUUUAGCGAAGAAGACUUUUUCUGAUCUUCUUAUAUUUUGAUUCUCGAGAAGCAAUAAUGGCUAAUCGCUGGUGGGCUGGAAAUAUAGCAAUGAGAGGUGUUGAUCCAAUAACCCCACCUCCGAGUCUUCACUUGAGAAAUCCAGAAGAGGAACGCAGCGCUCUAUGUCGUCUCGGACCAAGAAGAGAGCAAGACUUCAUAGACAACAACACAAAUAGCACCACAAAUACCAACAACAGUAACGCAAGCAACGCCAACACCAAUAGCCCUAACGCCGCCAGCCACAACCAACAACACCAAGAUGUCCAAGAAGACAGCCGAGACAACAACGAAUCUGAAGACCAAAACUUGGGCCUUGAAGCCAUCGAACCAGGUUCCGGCUCAUCCUCUCGUCGACCCAGAGGAAGACCAUCUGGUUCGAAGAAUAAACCAAAACCUCCCAUCGUCAUCACCAAAGAAAGCCCUAACUCUCUCCGCAGCCACGUUCUUGAAAUCACAAGCGGCACUGACAUCGUUGAGAGCAUCGCGAAUUUUGCUCAGCGCCGCCACCGUGGCGUCUCCAUAUUAAGUGGAAGUGGCAUUGUGACCAAUGUCACACUCAGACAACCAGCAGCACAGGGUGGAGUUAUCGCUCUCCAUGGAAGGUUCGAGAUUUUGUCUUUAUCUGGUGCUUUUUUGCCGGCUCCAUCGCCACCAGGAGCCACGGGCUUAACCGUGUAUUUAGCGGGUGGACAAGGUCAGGUGGUGGGAGGAACUGUGAUGGGGGCUUUAAUGGCGUCAGGGCCGGUGAUGGUGAUAGCAGCUACGUUUACUAAUGCUACAUAUGAGAAGUUACCUAUCGAAGAUGAAGAACAGGCUGGUGGUGGAGGGUCAAUUGGACAGUCUCAGGGCUUGCAACUGCAAGGGAAUGAAAGUAAUAGCGGUGGUGGAGGAGGAGGUAGUGGCGGUGGUCAGUCUCAGAGUUUGAGCGGUGAGCAAGGUGGUUCAACAGCAAUGCCUAUGCCUAUAUAUAAUCUGCCUCCUAAUUUGCUGCCUAAUGGACAAAUGCCUCAUGAUGUAUUUUGGGCUCCUUCUCGCCCGCCUCCGUUUAACUAAUCAGAAAGAAGUAGAGUUGCCGGGGAGAUUGAGAGAACUGGGCUUUUGUAGCUGACUGGUUUUGUGCAAAAUGUACUGCUAGUUUAAUGUAAAAGUUAGCUAGAUUAUGAUGACUAUAGUUAUUUAGGUUUUGCCAUGUUUCGGGAACACGUUUGUUGUCUGCCUUUUUACUCUCUAAUCAACUCUUCUUUGUGGAAGAUUGUACCUGUGUAAGAUGUAGGAAUAGCAACCAUAGACAAGAAAAAUGGAGUUUGUGCUACUGAAAUUUAUGGCUCUUUUCUGUUGUGAGAUAGAUAGGGGAUGAGGUGAGGGAGAAAAUAGAGAGACGCUGGGGUUGAUUCAUCCCAAUUUUCCCCACAGUGGUCGUUUCAGUAAUUGAAGUUGAAUGGUUAACUUGAUGAUUGAACUGUGGAUUAACAUGAUUCACCGAAUUCAAGUUCGAUUCAAUCCAAUCGGAUGGUUAUAAUAGGUUAUAGCCAUAGCCUGGACCGGGUUUGUCACCUAUUCCCUGUGCUUUAUACAUGUUGGGGCCUUAGGGUUUGUGACUGAUUUUGAUAUAAAGCAACAUUCCUAUCCAAAUGUGUAAGUUUUCCUGACCAUUUGAAUACAAGACUAUUCUGGUAACGCCUAGCAUGUUCUACUUCA